Stylonychia lemnae is the source of this 648-nucleotide messenger RNA. The record is from the annotation of a GenBank genome assembly. Lineage: Eukaryota; Ciliophora; Spirotrichea; Sporadotrichida; Oxytrichidae.
AUGGGUUAAUCUUGCCUGCAAAAGUCAUAAAGCCUGCUGCUUAGUAUGAUGGAGACAGCACAUUCAAGUUCGCAAAAGCUACUAAGCUAUUACUCAAAAAAGGAAGGAUACUAGAAUAAGACAAAUGGUAAUAAUGACUUUGACUAUGAAAGAGAGAUACUGCUGGAGGAGGACGAUGAUGACUUCUAAGCAUUCGAUUAUGAGGAAUAAAAUGAAUUAAUAGUGAUAGCUCACAAGGCAAAGAUUAAUUCAUAGAGCUAGUAUAAAAUCACUCCGCCAUAAUAUAGGGAGUAAAAUUCUAACUAGCACAGAAAUUAGGUAGAAAAAUAGGAUGGUAUUAAAAAAUCACCAGGACAGCAUCAGCAAGUUGACCUUCUAAAUUUGAAUUAAAAAGAGUAAUUUGGAGUAAUUUCAUUAGAAAAGCACCAGAAUGAUCAUGAAAGCUUAGAUUAUUUGGUAAAUGAAAUUGAAAAUAGUCUCAUAACAAAUAACUUUGAAUCAACAUAUGACAAGUCAGGUCUUAAUUUAGAGGGAGAGGAGAUGAAUGAAGAGGAUUAGAAUGCGUUUUUGAGGGAGUUAGAUAACCAAAUUAAAUAUGAAGAUGAUGAUGAAGAUGAUGAUGAGGUAGGCAUUUUAGAUAGAAUUUGA